UUCUAAGUUCCAAAUUGUCGGUAUGGAAUGUAAAAACUAACAUAUAGUGCGACAUUUUGACUUCUUCAUAACGACUAAAACGAAAUGGCACAUGUCCCGCUAAUCUAAUGAGUCCAAUCUAUAGAAUUGUCCUUUGAGUGUGUGACCAACAGCGUGACCAAGUUGGCUACGGAUUUGACGUAUUAGACUGGCGAAAUGACGUUGCAAAGCAAAUGGUUCAAAAUUGUAAAGGAAACGUAGCAUUGCAGGAAAUACAGCUGAGCUCUUUCAGUGGGUGUAUUUAUGGCAGUUGGGCAUGCGCAAUAAAUACAUAACGGAAAGUUGAAACCCAUACUAUUGGACCAGCCAAUGUUGCAAAACUAUUAAAAUAUCAAGGACAUAAUGUUCGUAUUGCUGCUCCGACUUAUCUUAAAGACAGGCUGAGUGAAUUUGGAGUUGAUUUACUGCUAUACCACUGUUUUGAUGACUUAAAGGAAUACCCUGAUACAAAGAACAUACUGUCAAAACAGGGCUUUUCGCCGAUUAAAAUGACACUGACAGGAGACGAAUUAACCAAGAAACUUUUGUACAUAAGCACAAAAAUCUUGAAAGAUAAUUACUUUGUGAAGGAAAUAAAAAAAUUCGACCCGGAGUUAAUUUUACUGGACUCCUCAGUUCCUGCUUUUAUGCUGGUCCUUAUACCUUACAAGUUCGACGUUCCUUUUAUAAUGAUUGGUGAAAAAGAUUACCCUCAUCUCACACGAACGCCUAUUGUACACACUGUCUUCCCUCAAAUCAUAUUUUCAUCGUACACGGAUCAAAUGAACUUUCAACAGCGUUUACUGAAUACUCUACUAAGUUUGAUGAGGUAUUGGAUACACCCAAUGAAUAAUGUAUCAUUGUUAUCAGAAUUCGUUCCCGAAAAACCGUACGUUUCCCCAAUAGAGCUACAAACUAGAGCUCAACUGUGGAUAAUUUGGCAACAAAGCGUGUUCAGUUAUAAUGAGCCAAUGAUGCCCAACGUGAAACGUGUCGGCCAUCUACAUAAUCCCAGUCUCAGAGAACUUCCAAUCGAGUUCAAAACUUUUAUGAAUGAGGCGGAAUAUGGCGUUGUGAUCGUUUCAUUUGGUUCAGUUAUAGCAUCUGUGCCAUCAGAAAUAAUGGGAAUAUUAUUAAAAGCCUUUGAACGAACGAAAUAUAAAUAUAUCAUACAAAGUCCAUGGCAAAACAACACAUCAUCUCAGUUCAUGUUCAAUAAAUGGCUUCCACAGUUUGACCUUCUUCGUCAUAAAAAUACAAAACUUCUCAUUUCUCACUGUGGCAGUAACAGUAUUCAAGAAGCAAUAAUUGCAGGUGUUCCUAUACUAGGUUUUCCAGUAUUUGGUGAUCAACCAGCUAAUGCUGCCAUGGUUGUAAAUAAAGGUUUCGGAGCGAUGCUAAACAUACGCUCGUUUUCUAUUGAAGAACUAGUUUCAACAAUUGAAAAGGUAACAACAAAUUUGAAGUACAGGAAAAAAAUUCAGAAAGCUUCUGCGAUUUUGAGAUCUGAAAAAUCACCUGUUGAAGAGGCAGCUUACUGGAUAAAUCAUGUUCUUAUGUUUGGUGGUGAUCAUUUUAGAUCAUAUGCUCAAGAUAUCCCUUUAUGGAAGUACCUUGGUUUGGACAUUAUCGUCUUUUUUCUGAUAAUAUGGCAUGCAUGCAUCUAUUUACUUGUUAAAUUUUCCAAAAAGAUGUUUCGUCUUUGUUUUCGAUACAAAGAAAAACAUGACUAACGAGCAAAAACGUCUUAGUCAUUUAUUCACACCUAAUUUGUGCAUAAUCAAAAUCGUGGCCCGAAAUUUUCCAGGUGGAAAGCAGUGAAUUUUCAUGAGUAUAUGAUAGCCCACCAGAAGACUUUUUAUUGAGCCAUUACGACAGCAAUUUAAAAAAUGUCCAAAAAGAUGUUUCUUCUUUGUUUUCGAUACAAAGAAAAACAUGACUAACGAACAAAAACGACUUCGUCUUUUAUUCACACCUAAUUAUGUGCAUAAUCAAAAUCGUAGCCCGAGAUUUUCCAGGUGGAAAUCAGCGAAUUUUCAUUAUGAGUAUAUGAUAGCCCAUCAAAAGACUUUUUAUUGAGCCAUUACGACAGCAAUUUAAAAAAUAAAUGUCAUCAUUAUUGAAAGUCUUAUGUUGGGCUAUCAAAUUGAAAAGCAACCUCAUAAAUCAUCUUUUGUAAUUCGGCAGAGGCAGCUUACUGGAUAAAUCAUGUUCUUAUGUUUGUGGUGAUCACCUUAGAUCAUAUGCUCAAGAUAUCCCUUUAUGGAAGUACCUUUGUUUGGACAUUAUCGUCUUUUUUCUGAUAAUAUGGCAUGCGUGAAUCUAUUUACUUGUUAAAUUGUCCAAAAAGAUGUUUCUUCUUUGUUAUUGAUACAAAGCAAAAAAUGACUAACGAAUUCACACCUAAUUAAGCGCUUAUUCAAAAUCGUUACCAGAUUUUUGCCAGGUGGAAAGCGAAUUUUCUUUAUGAAUAUAUUAUAGCCCAACAUAAAACUUUCAAGAGAACCAUUGCAACAAUAAACUACAAAAAUAAAAUGGUUUUUAUCAAAAAUGAAUUAAUAAACGUCAUCAUUAAAAACACA
Molecule: messenger RNA, 2600 nt
Organism: Xenia sp. Carnegie-2017
Lineage: Eukaryota; Metazoa; Cnidaria; Anthozoa; Malacalcyonacea; Xeniidae
Product: UDP-glucuronosyltransferase 1A5-like
Exons: 2
Coding region: 528-1751 (407 amino acids)
Molecular function (GO): UDP-glycosyltransferase activity
Source: RefSeq, a predicted model, not a curated record